AGGCACUACAGUACAUGAUAUGGGCAGAAGACACAUCAGACAUGACUCAGACAUGACAGAGCAGGUCAAAAGGUACAUUCAAACUGUUAGUCUUACCUACAGGUAUAUUUUGAGCAACUAAAGAAUUGUGUAACAAUUUCUCAGUUACUGUACGGUGUACCGCAAAAAAAACCUGCCAACCUAACAUUGCCCACGGCAACAAACAAACAAGUAUGUCUGUGACAUUUCUGGGGAGGAUGUGGUGAGGCAUCUUGAAAAAAAGUCACUGCACACAUGUCGCACCUUUACUUUGAGUUCCUGCUUCCUACAAUCUAUACACAAGCCUCCUCAUGCUUGACACUAGUUCUUCAUGUGAGAACACGUGAGCAAAGACAGGGCAGAAAUGGAAAUAUAGAGAAAGAGAAAGAGGCAGAAAAAAGAAUGAAAGAAAGGGUGAGAGACAGAGAAUGAGAACAUGCAUGCAUUUAUGUAGCACUUGUUGAUGACAUCUUCGACUCAGGUGGCACAGCCUCAGAUGGAGCAGGCGGGAAUGGACAAUGGAACCAGCGAAGGUGACAACUUGGUCUCUGACACGGAGGUACUGCCCUGGCUCUACCUAUUCUUGGCCCUUCUGGGCUUCCUUACAAACGGACUGGUGCUGUACCAGCUGUGGAGGACCCAGCGGAAGCCUACCACCAUUUUCACCCUGAACAUGGCGGCGUCUGACAUCACCCUCUGUAUCAGCUUCUUCUUUCGUAUAGCCUACUACAAGAACUCGACAAAGUGGAGCGCAGAUGCUGCGCCCUGCAUGCUAACCUUAUCAAUCUGCAUGUCAGUCUUCUACGUGAACAUCUACUGCAACAUGUGUUUCCUCUUGUGGACUAGCAUCAACCGCUACGUCACUGUGGUGCAGCCGAGGCAGGCAGUGCUGCAGGCUUUCAGGAACCCGCAGAAGUGCUUAUGCCUCUGUGCAGCCACCUGGGUGAUGUUCUUGGUGGGCGUGAGCACGCGCGUGGCAGUAAACGAAGUGCGGCUAGCGAACUCCACCGAGACCUGCGAGGAUCUGAUGGAGCACCUCAAGAAAGAGCAGAUGAUGUCGCUGGCGCUCGGGGUCCUGCUCUUCUUCUCCAUCCUCGGGGCGAUGCUGGUCAGCUACAGCCUGCUAAUGUACCACUUGCAGAAGAUCCACAGGUCUAGUCUGGUGAGUGCCUGGUUCGGUCCGGGUGGCGGCUUGAAGGUCAAACGAAAGGUUAUGGCGUCUGUGCUGGUGUUCCUCGCCUGCUUCCUGCCGCACCACAUCCAGAGGAGCAUUAUGCUUCUUUCAGGGAGCGAAACCGACAGCCAGACGGAAGAACGACACUCCAAGGUCAUGAGAGCCACUAUACUUAUAGCAGCGCUAAACUGCUGCCUCAAUCCCAUACUGCACUUGGUGCUUCGCCUGCCAUGCUGUCGCGUGAAAAGACCCACAUCCUCGAAUGUGCCAGUGGCAGCAGACAGCUCCAGAAACCAAGUGCCACAGAUAUACAUCACAGAGGCCUCUGGCUAACUAGGUGUGAAACAAACAAAUCUUUUUGUCUUUGCCUUGUUCAUUGUGGUGCAAGACAAGUUCCAUUUUGGAGCGAAGCAGUUACAUGAGACUACCAGUUUCAAGCAGAAAGCAGUGGUGUCUAUAUGUAUAUGUUUACAAAACCGGAAGCAACUUACAUAUGUCGAGUGCAUUGAAACGCUCAGUGUUUAAAGGUGUCUGACAACACAAGAAAAGGGCCCAUUGAGGCCAAUGUCCUUAUCAAACUGACUUUAGCACCAAAUGCUGGGCCCUGUGUAAAGCCAGCUCCAACGGUCCCCAUUUAUUUGAUAUACCGUAUGUAAAAAAAACAACUCUCACUCCCUGUGGGAGCCGAGCCGCAUCAUGACUGUUGAGCCCUGAUGACUCAAUUCCACUUCCCCCACUAUUUCAAGGCCCCUGACUGCAUAUGAAUGUUUGAGUUAUUACAUUUCACUAAUAACAGGUAAAUGACUUGCCUGAAGAUGAGGGCCUGCCCUGAGGUUUUGAAAUUACCUCCAUCAUACAGCACGAUGUUCAGUUUUCAGGCCCAAGGGUUGAGUCAGGGUCCCUUGUGAGUGCAUUAAGCUACGUCUUGCUUUCAUUGUGUCACUGUCAACUUCAUCUAAUGCCAGAAUGUACCUGUAUACACUGCUUCAUUUCAUGUCUAACUGUCUAUCAAAUUAAAUACAACAAGAGCUGGUGCUCACAGUACUGGUCACAAAAGCAUAGAUAACAUUGUCUCAAACUAAAUGGUCCGCCAGGCCUCUAUUCUAGACCAUGGGGUUUACCUUCCUCUUGUGGUUACUACUGAAUGUCUAUUUGUUGCUUCUCUCCAAAACUAGGCCCGAUUUUAAAAAAAAAUCAUCCUACUUUCCCAAUACAGUAGCAUCCAAUCAAAUGCCUCAACCACUCUAUGCUCUCAUUAAUCCUAUUCUGAAAUAUGCAACUUUUAAUAUGGAACUAAAUACCAUCUCCAUGACUCUUUUUUGUACAUUUUUUGGCUACGGAAUAUUGUUUGGCCGGAAAUUAAAGAGUAGGACAUGAAAUCACUGGGAGACAGAGCUGGGGUAGGGGGUUGGGAUAUGAUCCAUACUAGACUUGAGCUUGGGUCUGCAUGGGCAACUGUGUCUAAGGUAUACUUGUAUAACACCUGUAGCAUAAUUGACUCUGCACAGUGCGAAACAGCACCUCCAAAUGGCAAAUAAGACAAUGUUCCCCUAUUUGCUUCAUUUCACUUUUCUAUUUAGUAAAAAUGUUCUGCUGUUGUACAUGUCAUAAGCCAAGUUUUGCGACUUUCAAGACGCAAUGAUGAGAUUGGUUCCAUUAAAUGUGUCAUUAUUCAGCUACUGUAAUCUCCUUCUAAUGACACUCUUGCAUUAUGAAUGAUAUUUUUUCGUUUAAAGGGACACUGUGCAGGAAAUGGUCAAAAAAGGUAC
This is a messenger RNA of Engraulis encrasicolus (European anchovy), 2961 nucleotides long. RefSeq names its product cysteinyl leukotriene receptor 2-like. Gene Ontology annotation, biological process: G protein-coupled receptor signaling pathway. Lineage: Eukaryota; Metazoa; Chordata; Actinopteri; Clupeiformes; Engraulidae. The transcript has 2 exons. Gene Ontology annotation, cellular component: plasma membrane. The coding region runs from base 482 to 1525 and encodes 347 amino acids. Gene Ontology annotation, molecular function: G protein-coupled receptor activity. The record is from RefSeq and is a predicted model, not a curated record.